AUGUUUUUUCAUCCUAACAAUAUAAAAGUGUCCUGGAUACGCAGUAAAGAUCUCCAUAUUUUGACGUCCAGCGACAUUACUUUUAGCUCUGACCAGAGGUUCAGUCCGGUACACACUCCUGGGAGCGAUGCCUGGACGCUCAAGCUAGAGGACACCAAAAAAAGUGAUACGGGAAAUUAUGAAUGUCAAGUUAAUACAGAGCCCAAGAUUAUGUAUACUAUUUUACUUAUUGUCAAAGAUUCCGAGGUCUCAGAAGGAAAUGAUUCUCCGCAUUCGCAGCAGACUCAAUCGAGUUACGAAAGUACAGCUCCAGUCGCAACAAUAAUGGGUCCACGGGAGCAACGGGUGCCAUCAGGUUCGACGAUCACCCUAAGGUGCAUAAUAACGUCUCCGUAUCAGCCGCGGCCCAUCAGAGGCGCACAAUGGCUGCGAGACAACAAACUCCUGACAUUCCAGCCGGGACGCGGUGGUUUAGUCAUUGAGACAGAACGAGUUGCUGGGCGCACAAGCUCCGAAGUAACUCUCGCGUCAGUGACUAUGGAAGACAUGGGUAAAUACACCUGUCGACCGACUGAGGGAAGAGCUGAUACUAUUCUGUUAAUUGUUGAACAAGGUGAACGCACAGAAGCGAUGCAACGCGACGCAGGCUACGUGCCAGUGUCAUCAUCAUGGUCAUCGUUAUCAAAAGAAUUUCAUUGUCAACUAGUUCUGCUACUAAUUGUCCUAAUGUUCAGAUAA
Messenger RNA from Cotesia congregata, 738 nucleotides. The record is from the annotation of a GenBank genome assembly. NCBI's taxonomy places the organism in Eukaryota, Metazoa, Arthropoda, Insecta, Hymenoptera, Braconidae.